CAGUAAUGACAUCAUGGAAUGAAUGAGAGAUUUAGUCCUUAUCUGUAUUAAUGUUGUCUAGCGUGACUGUAUUAGUAUUAUUUGUUAUUAAUAUAGUGGUAAUGUACAUGUCGAUGCGAAGACAUUAGCAGGUGAGGUUUGUUGAUAAUCCUGUUGUACAGCCGGCUUGUUGUUUUCACACAUUUGUCCACUUUUAUUUUCUGAACGCAAAACCUCUGAGAAGAGCUCAGAUGGAAGUCAGCACGGCUCCGGUGUUCACCUUCGGCUUGAUCGCUGAUAUUCAGUACGCCGAUUUAAAGGACGGUUAUAAUUUCCACGGUACCCGGAAGCGUUAUUACAGGAACAGCCUGCACCUGCUGAGGAAUGCCAUCAGGCACUGGAAUGAAGAAGAGGUGAAGCCCAGCUUCAUCCUGCAGCUCGGAGACAUCAUCGACGGCUUCAACAGGCAGCACGGCGCAUCAGAUGAAGCUCUGCAGAAGGUGAUGGAUGAAUUCAGGAGCUGCUCGGCUCAGGUUCAUCAUGUGUGGGGCAACCACGAGUUCUACAACUUCACCAGGAGCGCCCUGUUCUCCUCUGCUCUUAACAGUACGGUCAAAGGAGAAGAGGAGAGAGAUGACCAGAUGGAUGACGUCUACGCUUACCAUUUCAGCCCUGUUCCCAAGUUCAGAUUUGUAGUCCUGGACGCCUAUGAUCUGAGCAUCAUCGGCCGGGAGGAAUCGUCUGAGAAGUACAGUCAGUCAUUUGAGAUCAUCAAGGAGCACAAUCCUAACGAGGAACUUAAUCAACCUCCAGGCUUCUUUCCGUUGGAUGGAAGGUUCGUGAAGUUCAACGGAGGAUUCAGCCAAAAUCAGCUCGACUGGCUGGACAGAGUGUUGACCAGUGCGGAUGAGAAAGGAGAAAAAGUCACAGUUGUGAGUCACCUUCCUGUUCAUCCAUUCUCCACUGGCUCUGUAUGUCUCGCAUGGAACUUUGAUGAGAUCCUUCCUCUUCUACACUCUCACAAGAGCAUGGUGUGUUUCAUGGCUGGACACGACCAUGACGGAGGUUAUUUUGUAGAUUCCACUGGUGUUCAUCACCUCACAGUGGAGGGGGUUAUUGAGACACCUCCAUCCUGCGAUGCUUUUGCCACUGUGUAUGUAUACGAGGACAAGAUGAUCCUCAGAGGUAAAGGGAGGAUAAAGGACAGAGUGCUUAUGUAUCGAUGAGGCAGGGGAUGAUAUAGCAGAAAUAUAUUUCUGCUAUACAAUAUUAUUUAACUGACAUCGAAUUAUCUUUUAACCCUUUGGUGACUGACCCCUUGAAAAUGGUUCCU
This is a messenger RNA of Neoarius graeffei (lesser salmon catfish), 1312 nucleotides long. RefSeq names its product ADP-ribose/CDP-alcohol diphosphatase, manganese-dependent (gene adprm). The record is from RefSeq and is a predicted model, not a curated record. Bases 231 to 1205 code for a protein of 324 amino acids. Gene Ontology annotation, molecular function: CDP-glycerol diphosphatase activity; manganese ion binding; 2',3'-cyclic-nucleotide 2'-phosphodiesterase activity. Lineage: Eukaryota; Metazoa; Chordata; Actinopteri; Siluriformes; Ariidae. The transcript has 3 exons.